Molecule: messenger RNA, 1443 nt
Organism: Leptomonas pyrrhocoris
Lineage: Eukaryota; Euglenozoa; Kinetoplastea; Trypanosomatida; Trypanosomatidae
Product: putative mitochondrial isovaleryl-coA dehydrogenase
Exons: 1
Coding region: 211-1443 (410 amino acids)
Biological process (GO): L-leucine catabolic process
Molecular function (GO): 3-methylbutanoyl-CoA dehydrogenase activity; flavin adenine dinucleotide binding
Source: RefSeq, a predicted model, not a curated record
GGACAUAGCACCUCUAUUAUCAUCCCUCGAGUCAUUUCUUGCCAUUUCCCGUGCCACUGCCCUGUCUUACUGAUCUGUGCUCUGAAGCAGAUCCCUUUGCACGCCGUUCGUUCUCGUUCACUGCCCUUGCAGCGGGCGCCCUCUCGUUCUCCCUCUUUUGCUCAUUCGCUUCUUCUACCCCAACUCCUUCGUUGAAGAGCCGAAGGGAAAAUGCGUCGUGCGGCGUCCUCGUCCUUCCACUGCCUCUCCGCGUCGGCCGGCAUCGCUGCCAGUGUCGGUGCGGUAGCGGCACGCCGCAGCUACACCGACAUCUUCAACCCCACGCCCGAGCACGCCGCCCUGCGCGACACCAUCGCCAAGUUCUCGCGUGACGUGGUUGACAAACACGCGAGGGAGGACGACAUCAACGGCCACUUCAACCGCGAACUCUUCAAUCAGCUCGCCGAUCUCGGUGUGAUGGGUGUGACGAUCCCGGAGGAGGACCACGGCGCCGGCAUGGACGCGGUGGCUGCUGUCAUUGUGCACCACGAGCUCUCCAAGUACGAUCCGGGCUUCUGUCUCGCUUAUUUGACGCAUGCGAUACUCUUUGUGAACAACUUCUACUUCAGCGCGUCGCCGGAGCAGCGGCAGCGGUGGCUGCCCAAAGUGCUUUCCGGCGAACACGUUGGUGCGAUGGGCAUGUCGGAGCCGAGUGCGGGCACCGACGUGCUCGGCAUGCGCACCACUGCCAAGAAGGACGCGAAUGGGGACUACGUGCUGAACGGGAGCAAAAUAUGGAUCACGAACGGCACCGUGGCUGACGUUUUUCUCGUCUACGCCAAGGUGAACGACAAGAUCACGUCGUUUGUUGUGGAGCGCGGCACGAAGGGCUUCACGCAGGGGCCGAAGAUCGACAAGUGCGGCAUGCGCGCAUCCCACAUGUGUGAGCUGUUUUUCGAGGACGUCGUCGUGCCAAAGGAGAACCUGCUCGGCGCGGAGGGCAAGGGAGUGGUGGGCAUGAUGCGGAACUUGGAGCUGGAGCGGGUGACUUUGGCGGCCAUGUCCGUCGGCAUCGCCGAGCGCUCGGUGGAGUUGAUGACGAAGUACGCAGCGGAGCGCAAGGCCUUCGGGCAGCCCAUCUCGAACUUCGGUCAGAUCCAGCGCUACAUCGCCGAGGGCUACGCGGACACGGAGGCGGCGAAGGCGCUCGUGUACACCGUGAGCCAGCACGUGCACCCGAACAACAAGAAUCGCCUGGGCAGCGACGCGGCGAAGCUUUUUGCCACGCCCGUGGCGAAGAGGGUGGCGGAUGCUGCGAUCCAGGUAAUGGGUGGCAUGGGCUACUCACGUGGGAUGCCGGUGGAGCGGCUGUGGCGUGAUGCGAAACUGCUGGAGAUCGGUGGCGGCACGAUCGAGGCACACCACAAAAACAUCACGAAGGACCUGAUCAAGGAGCUGAAGUAG